Ascoidea rubescens DSM 1968 is the source of this 801-nucleotide messenger RNA. It is a transcript of the gene NNR1, whose product is annotated as NADHX epimerase. Gene Ontology annotation, molecular function: NAD(P)HX epimerase activity. Gene Ontology annotation, cellular component: mitochondrion. Bases 1 to 801 code for a protein of 266 amino acids. The transcript has a single exon. The record is from RefSeq and is a predicted model, not a curated record. Lineage: Eukaryota; Fungi; Ascomycota; Saccharomycetes; Ascoideales; Ascoideaceae.
AUGUCGUUCCGCACCAUAAGCAGCAAAAAUGCGAUUUUACUAGACAAGGAGUUGAUGUCAACCAGCGUUGGGUUUUCGUUGGACCAGUUGAUGGAGCUCGCAGGAUUGUCAGUAGCAGAGAGCGUUUACAAGAGCUAUCCCCCCAAGACCCACAAGAAGAUGCUCAUCAUAGCAGGGCCAGGCAACAAUGGCGGCGAUGGAUUGGUGGCAGCCAGACACUUGAAGCUUUUUGGCUACGAACCCACGGUGUACUACCCCAAGCCUUCCAGUAGCUUCAAGGGUCUCGAGACACAGUUGCACCGGUUUGGGAUCCCCAUCAUCACGAUGAACACAGACAAGAUCGAUCCCACAAAGCAGAAGUUCAUUUUCGACGAAAAUGUGUUGCGCAAGUUGCUCGAGGAGAGCGACGGCAUUGUGGACGCCAUCUUUGGCUUUUCGUUCCGACCUCCUCUCCGGGCGCCUUUUGACCAGAUCUUGAAGAUGGUGAAGCAGGAGAACGAGCAGUUGCUGAAGAAAAAGCUCAAGCCCAUCAUCUCCGUCGAUCUUCCCACCGGCUGGGACGUCGACAAGGGUCCGUUGCCGGAGUACGACGAGUGGAACUUAUUUCCGCAGGUUUUGGUCAGUUUGACCGCGCCCAAACCCGCCGCCGUGGAGUUCGUGCGUUUGGCUCACAACUCCGCCGCAAAAGGCCGGAUCAGACACUUUUUGGGCGGUCGCUUUGUGAGCCCCGCGUUCGCCGACCGGUGGAAAAUCGACGUCGGACGCUACGUCGGCACGGAGCAAACUGUCGAGUUGAAGUAG